AUGAAAAGGGUGAAUAUAAGGACUUUGCUAUUUUUAUAUGUAAUUGGAUGUUUGGCAGGGAUGAGCACAUUACUUGCUGCGGAUGCAGAGUUGCUCUUUAAGUUAGAAAACAGCGAUGCUGCUGGCAGCGAUGACUCUAUAUCAGUAAAUGCCGUUAGCAGCAAUUCUGUGAGAAUAGAACAGUUCCACUCGAAUACAAUUGAUUCUUCCGAUGCAGAAAUAAGUCUAUCGAAAACAAAAGAUCUAUCAACUAUUGAGUCUAUGGUAGAAUUGGCACUGCCUCUGGAAACAGCAUUUAAUCCAGAAAGUGUGUCUAGUGAAUAUAAUACUACUACAGAAAAACAAAUAAAACAAGAAAACGCGGGCAUGGACAAGAUUUUAGAUAUAGAACACAUAAUAAAUCAGAGGCUAGCAGUAGAAACUUCACAGGGCAUAGAUUAUGCUUUAACAUAUAGUGAAGAAGAAAUUGAGUUGCUGGGGAUUCUAGAAAGUAUUUUUAGAAAAAAUAAACACUUGUUUAAAACCUCGCAUUAUAAUGAUAAAAAAGCCAUAAAUGAAAUUAUUAAAUAUAAAAAUGAAAUUGUAGUUAAACUUACUAGAGCAACAGGAGAACUAGAAAAGAAAACACUGUGGGAAGUAUUGCAUGCAUGCGGCAAAGAAUUUUCCAUAGAUAUAGACAAUGUUCAUUCAAAUGAUAUUAAAAACAUCAUUCUUUUAUAUCCUAUGCGAAUGUUAUCUAUUUCUUCCAUUAAAUAUGCAAUUCUUACAUACUAUAACCCGCGUGAGAUGAGCAAUAUUUGUUUGUCACUAGAAAAAUUUAUCUUUGGGCCCAAUGAAAGUGUAUUUAAUCAAUAUGCGAUAUUUUUCUCGGCCAAAAAACUUAUGCUAGACAACCUGGUUGUUUAUACAGAUACACUAAAUGUAUUGGAUGAUUUUAAUAAUCUAAAAGAACUUUCCUUUUACAUGGGGUCUAUUUUAAGCUCUAAUGCAGAGUUAGAAUUGUGUUUGCCAAAAAAUUUAGAAAAACUAAAACUAUGCUGUGUUGAUAAAAAGAAAGUGACCUGGAUAUUAAGUGGGGUAAACUCUUGUCACUCUCUCAAAGAAAUAGAUAUAUCCGAUAUUGAUUUCAUAGACACUGAAGGGCUGAAUAGCAUGGCCAAUUUAGAGAAUAUAACCACAUUUACUCUUAACAAUAUAGUUAUUUCGGGGUAUCCAGACUUUGCAUUUCUCAAAAAAAUGCAGGCGCUUCAAAAGCUAAUUAUGGACAGGAUUUUCUACUCAUAUAAAGACGAUUUUGAUCUAACGGACGUGCAUGAGAUCAAAAAAAAUAUUGAAUAUCUAAAUCCAAUAAGUCUACCAGAUUACUCACCUGUUUUAGGGCAAAUUGAGCCAGUCCAAUAUGCAGAUGUGAUUAAGAACAAUAAAACUGUGGGGGAUUAUAUUUCUCCUACUAAUGUUUACAUAAACAGUAAGCUAUAUAAUGACUUAGGAUUGUGCAAAGUAAUUCCAAAGAAGGGACAUGCGUGCACUAUGUGUAUUUUAUUUACAGAAAAAGUAGACUAUGUCUGGAUAUACUCAAUUAAAUUUAUGUUUUCCAUAAAUAGUAAGCAUACUUGUCUUAAUAUUAAUGCCAAAUCAGCUGCUUUGGCCAAGCCCAUCUUACUUAAUUACAUUCGGUGUAUUGAUUUUCCAUUCUCGGCUAUCAACACUAUUGAUGAAAUGUAUUUUGUGAAUUCGCUUAAAGAAUUUAGUGAAAGCACCAUAAUUAGCAUGUUCUAUGACCAAAUCCUAAAAUAUACAAAACAUAAUAAGAUUAGAAGGCUGCAGUUAGUGUCUUUAGUCCAACCAGUCACAGUAGAUAUAACCCAAAUUGUUAUGUUUAAUACCAACAUGCCAGACCUUGAAGAGAUAUAUUUCUCAAAUAUUGCUUUUACUAAAGCUAAAAACAAUCCUAAAACUGCUGAUGAAGAGCAUGCUCUGGAAUCCUAUGCUGCAUAUAUAACCCGAAGUAAUGAUUCUGCCAAUUUUAAAUGCAAGCUUAUAAAAAAUGGAAAUAAUUUUAAAAUUAUAGAAUCCACAUAG
Molecule: messenger RNA, 2082 nt
Organism: Nematocida parisii ERTm1
Lineage: Eukaryota; Fungi; Microsporidia
Exons: 1
Coding region: 1-2082 (693 amino acids)
Source: RefSeq, a predicted model, not a curated record